GUAAAUGCAAUAACCAAGGAUUCAUAUUUUGUGUAACAGGAAAUUGCAAGGACUUUGGAUUAUGUUUGGAGUAAGUUGCCCUUUCAACAGCCUCUAUUUAGGAACUGCAUGCUCUUUGUUGUUGAUGACAUUAUGUAUAUACCAAAUUACAGUCCGAGUGAUUGAAUAAAGAAGAAUUUACAAAAGGAAACAACUGUUGUUUUUAAUAAUUUUAACUGCUGAUAUAUGUAUAUAUAAUUUUAGGAUAGCAUGAAUAAAAUAGUUUUUCUAAUCUUUACAAUGAAUAGAAAUCUCACAUUUGCUUAUUUCUUGUAUUUUUACUUUGAUUAAUGCUUUUUGAUUUUUCUAGUUUACUUUUUUACAAAGAAGGCGAUCGAUUUAAAUGUUUACAAUAAAAGCAAAACAAUAUUAGUGAGAGGUUGCACAUAUGGAUUGUUUGCUUUUUUUUCUAUAUUAUUGUUGAUAGAUAUAAUUGUUUACUACUUGAAGAAAGAAAAUUGUAGUUGUAUGUACAAAUAUCUUACAUAUAAGUCAUUACUCUAUUUGUGAUUAGAGCUGUAGAAUUAUUGGCAAGCAUCAUAUUCAUCAUAGGAGCUUAUUAUUUGAAUAAGAAGAUGAAUGCUUUGAUUAUUGAAUAAAUAAUGUUUACAAACAGAAUGACAGGUGUUGAGAAGAUGUAGUUCAUAAAAAUUAGGAAUAUUAAAUUGAAAUUUUGGUAGGAAUAUAAUAAAUAAUAAUAAAGGACUUUAGUUUGUGUUACUGCUUUUGGAUAAUUAAUUUAUUGGAGUGCUGAUUUAGUAUAUUUGAUUAAUUAUCGAGAAAACAAAAUAACAUAAUGUGAAUUAGCUGCAUAAGUAAAUUAGUUUCGAUUUUAUAUAGAAUAUAGUAUCGAAACCUUGGAUUGAUUUGUUGAUUUGUCUUUUUGGAUAUUUCUUGCCAUUAUUUUGCGCUGUAUAUUUGUUUUGGUUCAAAAAGAAAUAAGUUUAAUAUGUGGUAAGAAUGUCAUUCCGCUUAGAUAGAGGAAUCGUUAGAAGUAGAAAGUUUACCAGAACGAUACUAUCAUUAAUUGUUAAACAAAUCGAAUAGUUCGUUCUCAUCCUCAAAAAAAAAUUGAUAAAGC
Messenger RNA from Paramecium sonneborni, 1120 nucleotides. The record is from the annotation of a GenBank genome assembly. NCBI's taxonomy places the organism in Eukaryota, Ciliophora, Oligohymenophorea, Peniculida, Parameciidae.